Messenger RNA from Eruca vesicaria subsp. sativa (arugula), 738 nucleotides. NCBI's taxonomy places the organism in Eukaryota, Viridiplantae, Streptophyta, Magnoliopsida, Brassicales, Brassicaceae. The record is from the annotation of a GenBank genome assembly.
AUGCUGCCCGGAUGGAAUCCGGAUCUUGCUUUUGGUGAUGGUAACGGUUCUAGCGAGAUGCCUCCUCUGAAUUUUGACGAGUUUUUCGAAGGCCUUCUCCCGAGUUUUGAUUCGCUUCCGCCUGCAGAAGAAUGGGCAAGGCCCAAGGUGGUCGCAGAAGGGUCUCAUUGGAUUAACGUGAGUGUUCUAACCCGUUCGGCUCUCGAGGCAAGUCACCGGGAAGCGCAGGUCUAUCGUUUCAAAGAGAAGAAGGCAGAGGCUGAUCUUGCGGGCAUCCAGAGCGAAGCCUUGGCGCGAGACUCAAAACUUGCUAAGGACCAUGCACAUGCCAUCCGUCGCGCUGAAAAGAAAGGCAGAAGGGAAAUCGCCGCUGUCAUGAACAGCUAUGCUUCCCAAUCCAAUGUUGCGCUUGGCAAUCUUACGGAGGCUCAGUCUUUGGCGGGUGAUUUUUGCGAGUGCCGUGGCUCGUAUUGUACCUUUUGGAAGGCGCAGUCGGAUGAUUUUGAUUUUCUAAGUGAGUUGGGGAUUAUGAAGAGUGGCAUGUAUGACAAUGCUCAUGCCGAGGCAUUGGUUCCUCCGAUCGAGGAGAGACUCCGGGGAUUCUCGGAUCCCAUUCCGGUUUCUCCCGAUACGAAAGAAGCCGCGACCGAGGCAGGUGAUGGUGAGGAGGUGGAUCGCCCUGCGAGCGUUUUUAGAAGUUCCAUGCCUAGAAAUUUUGAGUAUGAUUACGAUUCUUGA